AGUAAAAGUUGGAUGCUGACGGAAUGGCCAAUAAACAAACACUUUCAAAACAGACUUGAUUUUUGCUUAUCACAAACUAAAGAACCGAAGUUUCACCGAUGUCAUCAAGUAGAUAAAUAUGGUGUUAUAAUUAGAUAGAAACGUUAAAGAUGCCACCAGUAGUUGUUUUACCAAAUGUGUCAACAAACGUUUCUCAAGAUGGCUACCUGGAUAUUGACUUCCUCUUACCAACAGGAAUCAUGGUUGCCAUGAACAUUAACUUUUACUCUGCGUUAGAUGUUCUUAAACAGAAUUUAUGGAAAGAAGCCCAGAACUUACCACUGAAUAAUCUGUUAAAAGAUAGUGAUUCUUAUUGUUUUAUUUGUAUUAAUCAGUUAGGAGAGAAGGAAGAAUUGUUAGAUGAAAGUCAGUGUUUGAAUGAUAUUCAACCAUUUAGUUCGUUUUUAAAAUUGGUUGAAAAACAAGGAGAUGAACAGAAUAAAACACUUGCUCGUAAUAUUAACAGCUUGGUUGGUAAAGGUCCGCAGAAAAUGGAAGCUUGGUCACCAGCAGAAGUGAGUGAAUUCCGUCAAAAGAUGGUCCAGCAUUGUGACAGGAUAAUCCAAAAUAAAAAACAGCAGGGCUGGGUGGAAAAAUUGAAAUUAAAACAUCCACCAAUAUUACGUAGCACAUGGAAUUUACCCGAACGUGUACAAGCUAAUUUAAGCAAUGAUUGUAUAGCCGUAGAUGUGAAGAUAGAAGAUACUGGGACGACUUAUAAAUUGAAGACGUCAGCUAUGGGUACACCAUCAGAUCUGAUUGAUGUUGCUCUGAAGAAGAUGUCUUCCACGGGUCAGAAAGUCGGUAGUUCAGAUUGUUAUUUAAUAAAGGUAGUCGGACGGGAAGAAUAUAUCUACGGUGAUUCUCCAUUACAGCAAUUCAAGUUUGUUUAUCAGUGCUUAACUAAAAAUCUUUGUCCUGAAUUCUGGUUAUUGAACAGAGAAAAUGUUGUAGAUGCGCCUCCGCCAGUACCCCCCCGUAGAAUGAGUACGAUACCUCGUCAACUCCGUCCCGAUCGGUCUGAUAUCAGCGUAUGGAACAUUCCGCAAAAAUAUUACGUGACCGUUAAAGGUAUCAAUAAAAUACAGCUACCAGAUAAUAUCAAGGUGAAGUUAUUUGUUGGUUUAUAUCAUGGUUCAGAACCACUGUGUAUUAUCUGUGAAACACCUGAAGUACCUGUAUUAAACAGUAGCUGUAAUAUGACAAUAGAUUUAAAGUUUAAUAUAGCUGUAGCUGAUUUACCCAACGCAUCACGUAUCUGUUUCGCUCUUUACGCUUCAGGUAGAAAAGGAAAGGAUAUGACUCCAGUAGCGUGGGUAAAUAUUCCAGCGUAUGAUUUCCGAUCGCGAUUAAUUCGAGGUGAUAGAGAGAUGGACAUGUGGUCUGUCAAAGAUGAUUUGACAUUUGAAGAAAUUUGUUAUGUUUUAGGUACUGUAUCACCGAAUCCAUACGGCCAUGAUUCUGCUACAUUAUCUGUUAGUUUUCCUGAUUAUGGUGUUCAAGCUGCUAUUAUAUAUCCUAAAUAUGAUAAGGUGUUAGAAUGUGCAGCAAGAAAUAUGGAAGCUGAUGGAACACCGGGAUCUGUGGGGAUGAAAGUUAGCAAGUCUCAUAUUGAACAAUUGAAACUUAUACUAGAACGAGAUCCCUUAACACAGUUAUUUGAACAAGAUAAAGAUUUAUUGUGGCUGUUACGUUACGAAUGUUGUGAUAAAUACCCACACUCUUUACCAAGAUUACUCAACUCCGUUAAAUGGAAUAAUCACAUCGACACAGCUAAGAUGACAGCUUUGUUACAGAAUUGGAAAAUGUUGCCAGUAGAUUAUGCACUUGAACUUCUAGAUUUUAAUUUUCCUGAUAGAAAUGUCCGAAAAUUUGCCAUCAGCUGUCUUAAUGCCAAUUUAGAAGAUGCAGAAAUGUCCCAGUAUCUUCUACAAUUAGUUCAAGCUGUAAAAUAUGAAAUCUACCUCAAUUGUCCUCUUGUGGAAUUCUUGUUAACCCGAGCUGUUAAAAAUCAACAUAUAGGUCAACAACUCUUCUGGCAUCUCAAAUCUGAAAUGCACGAUCCUACAGUUAUGGUGCGGUUCCGACUGAUAUUAGAAGUUUAUCUGCGAAUCAGAAAAGAUCAUUUAUUAAUUCUACUGAAACAAAGUGAAGGUUUGAGUAAAUUGAAAGCAUUAAACGAGGUAGUAAAAAAUAGCAAAUACAAUCUACAGGAACAAAAACAGAAAGAUCGGGCGAAAGAGGACAUGAAGAAAAUCUUAAGACAGAAAACUUAUAUAGAUUGUCUAUCCAACCUGUACAGUCCUCUAACACCUAUAUAUAAACUCAAAGAUCUCUUAACUGAUCAAUGUUCUUUUAAGAACUCUAAAAAACGUCCGUUACAUUUAAUCUGGUCAAAUGAAGAUCGAUGUGGAGCCAACAUCAACCUUAUAUUUAAAGAUGGAGAUGAUUUACGUCAGGAUAUGUUGACAUUACAAAUGUUACAAAUUAUGGAUGGAAUCUGGCAGGAAGAGGGGCUGGAUCUCAGAAUGAAUCCGUAUGGUUGUCUAGCAACUGGUUUAGAACAAGGUGUUAUUGAAGUGGUGACGUCAUCAAAUACGAUAGCCAAUAUACAGGUAUGGUAUGGUAAAGGAGCGUUUGAAAAGAGAGCUUUAUACGAAUGGUUAAAGAUGUACAAUACAACACCAGAGAGUUUAAAUAAGGCUGUUGAGGAGUUUAUGUUGUCGUGUGCAGGAUAUUGUGUGGCUACCUAUGUAUUAGGUAUCGGUGAUAGACAUAAUGAUAAUAUUAUGUUAAAACAGUCCGGACAGUUAUUCCACAUUGAUUUUGGUCAUUUCCUCGGAAAUAUCAAGAAAAAGUUUGGUGUGAAAAGAGAACGUGUGCCAUUUGUUCUGACAACUCAUUUUGUUCAUGUAAUUAAACAUGGUGGUCCCAACAGCUUUGACAAAUUUCGAGAUUAUUGUGAACAAGCUUAUCUUAUUUUACGUAAAAAGAGUCAUCUUCUCUUCUCGUUGUUUAUGAUGAUGUUAUCGUCUGGGAUACCACAAUUAACGUGUACCAAGGAUGUAGACUAUUUAAAAGAAUCACUUGUGCCAAACCUCAAUGAAGCAGAUGCUCGGCGACACUUCCAAGCUAAAUUUAACGAGGCUUUGAGAAACAGUUGGACGUCCAGUGUUAAUUUCUAUAUUCACAUGAAAGCCAAGGACAACACAUAGUUUAUUACGCGCUCUGAUGAAAACACAGAUCUUAUUUUGUUUCGUUUUUUUAUAGUUCAAAAUUUCGUUUUACUUGACUCUACUACACUAGGAUCUGGAAGAGUUGUUAUAUAACCUGUGUUCUGGUUGAUGUGAGUGAUUGGUCAAUGAAACAGUCUCUUACAAGUUCUUGCCAUGCGAAGUACGAAACUGUGGGUAAUCCACUAGAAACAUCAACACUGAUUGAUUAAUCAAAUGUCUGAUGUCAUAGGGUCAAAAGCCACUCAUAUGACCCCUGACACGACCUUCCAGUACAACCAGUCAGAUCUUCAUGUAGUAGAGGCCAUCGAAAGUAUAAAAAAAACGAAAUGAAAUAUAGAUGUGUAUUUUAAUCAGAUAUUCUGUUUUUUAUGGCCCACAGUAUUAUUUGUAUUAUUGAUAUUGGAAUACAGUAGAAAUGUUUUGUCCUUUUACUGUCUCGAUGAGAAGGACGUUAAACCCUAUUUCAUUUUCAAACCAAUUUUACCGUCUGCAUUAGUAAGACGUUAAACCCCACUUCAUUUUAUCGUCUUUAUUAGCCCAGUUUUUGCAGAAAAAUAAAACAUUAAACUCCAUUUUAUUUCAUUUUCAAACAACUUUGCCGUCUUUAAAGAUGGGUUCCCGCGUACAAACUGGGUGAUUUAAUGGUAUAUAUGGACUAAAAACAUAUUCAAACUAAUUAAUUUGUCAUAAUUAUGCUUCAAAUCCUUCUCAAACAUUGAAAUUGCGAAGGAAUGCCCUGCUAUUAAAAUUCGAUCAAACCAGGUCAUGUUUACGUCACAUCUUGGAAAUCAGAGGAGAAUUCAUUGCAUACAUGAGACGAUGUUGUCUUGAAUCGCUUACUAUUUAUUACAAAUAUCGAAUCCUAAUUAAAUUCUCGGAUUAUCAUUUUUAUCUCAGAAAGUGUUGUACGUCUAACUCUUCAUAAAAUUUAUCAACUUGUACAUCAAGUGCUCAAUGUUCGCGUGUGACCUUUGACAUCACGCGUGCAGAAAUUCUUAAUCGCCGGGCUGUUGAUUAGGGGAACCCUUACAUUUUUGUCCUGUAUGCGCUCCAUGAGUGUUUUUCGGGGAAUCCAGUAUUUUUUUAGUAAGAUUGGAUAUCUCUACUUUCCAUAUCUACCAAAAUUGCCAUACUUUUAUUGGAAAUAACCACCCGAUAAAUACUUUUCUGGGAACUCGUCUUUAAUAACGGCUUUGGUUCAGAAAAGUAAGAUGCUACAUCUCAAUAUCAAUAGUUCUUGAGGGUAGUGAUCCUUUCACAAAAAUAAAAAUGCUCCUCCCACAUCAGAUUGUUGGUAAGGAUUGUCUGAGAAUAUUUAUAUUGUAUGGCCUUAUGUUUAGAAAAAGAGACGUAAUGUCGGCAAUCUUUUAGAAAUUGAUCAUUUUGAUUGUUUGGUACAGUAAUCGAAUAAUGAUUUAAAAUAUAACCACUACUGAUGAUUUAUUAUUAGACAAGGUAUUCCUAUUUAGAGACUAAACUUAGACAAUAUUGUAGUUUGUCAGAUCUGUCAAUCAGAGUACAAUAUUGGUAAUUUAUUAUUACAUGGUGUAUUCCUGUUAGAGUUUUAACUUAGACAAUAUUGACAAUAUUGUCAGGGAUUUCUCGACCUACUCAAUUAUAUUGUAUGUUUUAAUCAUUCCUUUUGAUUUAUACUAUAGUCGACCUGUUGGUUAAACGCCAUGAUUUCAAUAGUGUGAUAGUUUUCAGCGUGACGAAUUAAGGGUUAAAAUUAUAUGUGAUGGGGCUUGUAAACUUGAUUCCACUUCUCUUCAUUCCAUAUUAUUUGGUUUUUUUUUUUAAAUAUAUUACGCAGACAUCGAAAUAGACGACUUACAAUUCAACAGUCGACAUCGAAACGCAAAUAUACAAAGACUGUAUUUUGAAAGUGUAGAAGACAACGAGAAAUCUGCAAAAGAUUUUAUACAGAAUGUUAUCCCAUCCUGGUUGUUCAUUUUGUUAUUAUAUUCUUUAUUUAAUGUCUGUUUCUCUUCCGUCUGAAUCGUUGGUGGUGUAUCGUUACCUGUCCAACCUCGUUGGUUUUCUCCAGGUCCUCCGGUUUCCUCCCACUGCUAAAGACUCCUAUGUGCAAACGAAUUAUUCAAAUAAAAUUGAACCAUAUGUUGUUACUGAAAUGACCUAGUUUGUGUGGAGUGGAGUUAAACCCUCUCUCUCAGAAUGAUUGAUGGAGACUAGAGAAGCCUAGUUAAAACACCGCUGUAAUAAAAGCUAAGUAAUUGUUGUUAUUCUAUGUACAGUAGUUAUUGUUAUAUUUAUUUAGGGUGAAAACUCAGCAAUUAUUUAACCAUAUUUUAUGAAUCAAAGAAUCACAGUUUUAUAGAAAAUAUUAUUCCAUCUUAAACCAAGCUCACAAUCUGCCAUGGGUGUUUUGACAUGCUGGGUCGUAAGGUUUGGCAGCUCGCAGACCAACCGCAAGAAACUGGUUGAAUAUUUUGUAUGUGUAGGAUCAAAAGUCUCUACAGCCGGUCUGCAAUCUUCUACGAUGCCAAACACAUGCAAGUCCCACGCACACGUUUACUAAAAUUUCCUCCAUAGACUGGCCGUAAUAGCACAUAUGGCGGAUUGUGAGAUGAGCUUUACAUUCCUAAUCAAAAUGUUUUAAAAUUAUUUUUUGUAUGUUCACAUUUUAAUUUGUGUGUCGUUCACAUAUCUUUAAGUCUACGCUAUUGAUUUUCAACGAUCACCCCUAGAGUUAUGCCCCUUAGUUACACAAUAUUGUUACAGCUUUUAAGGCUGCAAUGCCCCUUUGUUACUAAAACGUUGAAGCUUCCAGAGUUAUUCCCCCUUUGUUCUAAAAUGUUGUUAUCACCUUAGAGGCUUCAGUUAUGAUCUUAUCUUUUUGAAAUUGGUUAGUUUAAAACUAAUCUUUUAGUGGAAUUCUGUGAUUUGAAACAUAACAAACCUAACUCAGUUAUAUGGGACAACAAUCACUGGUUUAUUAGACACAAGCACCAUAAGAGAAUACUUAUUGAAACAUCGUGCUUGUGUAUAAUAAACCAGCCCAUAUAACUGUUUUAGUUUUGUUAUGUUUAUAACUAGGCCCUACUUACAUGACUUCUCUGCUGCUGGAUGUAUGUUCUGUUGUCUGGUUAUCUAUAUUCAAUGAAAAUAAAAUAUGCAUGUGAUAUUUAUUUAAAAACUCAUAUUAUACAAGUGUUAUAUAGGUGUCCAGAGUUUCAUACACCUAAAACUUGUAUGGUUAAUACAUCGAAAGGCACACAAUACGACUGUAUAUUCAUACAUACAAUACUCAUAUAAUUAUUACAUCGAAAGGCACACAAUACGGCCGUAGAUUCAUAACUGUAAUACUCAUAUGGUUAAUACAUCGAAAGGCACACAAUACAGCCGUAGUUUCAUAGACCUAAUACUCAUAUAGUUGAUAAAUCAAAAGGCACACAAUACGGUCGUAGAUUCGUAGAUCGAUGAAAUUUCAUUUCGUCAUAGCUUUAUAAAUACAAAAUGGAACUGAAUCUUUUUUAGACAGAUAUACCUAUUAUAGAUUCAACUUAAAGAUUCCUAUUGUAGUUUACGAGAGAUUCCUACAGCGCUAAAUGCCUUUAGUGGUAAGUGCCGCAUCAAGGCUUUAAAUCAAAGGAUUUCUUUAGCGAUAAGUGCCGCAUCAAGGCUUUAAAUCAAGUGAGAUGAUGCUAUUAUUGGACUGGGUUAUCGAUAAAAGUUUGUAACUGAAUCCUAUAGCGCUAAAUACCACAUCAAGCCCUUAAAUCAAGGGAGAUGAUUGUAUUAUUGGACAGGGUUAUCGAUAAAAGGAGCACGAUGUAUAUAAUUGUUGAUAAAUGUUUGUUAUUGUUAAUGAAGAGAAAGAAUUAUUUUAUUAUUUAUGUAUUAUUAAAUUUUUAUUUUAUAUUUUAUUGAACACUGUUUAUUAAUGUUGAUGAAAUUGUUAAUUGUUUCUGGCUAGCGAGAAAUCAUUGUCUUUGUUUUUGUCUUGUGAUCAAAUAGAUAAGACAGCUCAUAAGGUGCGAAGGCCUUGUCAAUUGGUGACAAUAUUUUGUUUUCUGAUAAUAAUUUCCAAUGAUAUGUAGGGGCCUAUGGUUUAAUGGUUGAGACAUUAAGUUAUAUAUUGAAACAACACGAGGGAUGUAGUCACGACCUGUUGUUUCAAUAUAUAACGCAAUGUCUUUAGCUUGAGACCAUUAAACAACUUAAAAUACAGACACUUGCACAUGCUUUGCAAUGAAAUAGUCACACGGGACCAAUAUUUCAUUUAGUAUAAAUAAUGCACGCUUGGCACAUUGCCUGUAGCAUUAUUUGAAAUAAUGGUACGCCAACAUCAAAGGAUGAGGUCACAUCUGUAAUUUAAGUCUGUUUAUUACAAAACAUUGCCCAAGGGACCACAUUAAAGAUGUAUUAUGUUAGAGCUAAAUCUGUUGCAAGGCUUGCUUCUUGCUUCUUGCUUCAAAUUUUAUAUAAAUUAUUUUAGAUAUUUAUUCACAUGAUAAGCCCAUAAUCAACUCUCUAAGUCAUCAGAUGACUUAAUACCCUCUCGCCAUUUAAAAUUUAACGCUAAAAUGGAUGAUUGAGACUUUGUUAUCGUAGAAAUGGUACUCGACAAUCAAGACUAUCUUGUUACAACUUCAAACACUCAUAACUUUCCUAGGAAUAAAGUAAUUUGACUGAAAUGUUCAUUACAUUCAAAACCUGGUUAAAACACAGAACCUAUUUCGUUUCGUUUUUUAUAGUUCAAAAUUUCGUUUUAAUUGUCUGUACUACACUAGGAUCUGGAAUAGAUGUUAAAUAACCCGCGUUCUGGAUUGCUUGAGGGAUUAGCCAAUGAAACCAUCUGUUAGUUAUGGCGACUUCUUGGCGUGAGAUGCACUGAACUAUGGGUAAACCACUAGAAACGUCAACGCUGACGUACAGCUGGUCAGAUCUUCAUGUAGUAUAGGUCAUGGAAAGUAUAAAAAAAAUCGAAACGAAAUAUAGAUCUGUUUUUUAAUCAGAUUGUUAUAUUCAUUUCCUAUUUUUGAACUAUUACAGCAAGAACGACCAACACUUUAUCUAAAUCUUACAAAAUGCAUCAUUCAUUAUAUUAUCACAAGGAGUAGGGUCGCCUUGUCCAACCUCAUGGGUUUUCUCCGGUUUCCUCGCACAGCUAAAGACCCCUACGUGCAAGCUAAUUAUUGAAUUAAAAUUAAACCAUGUGUUAGUCCCGAAACGACCUAGUUUGUGUUGAGUGGACGUUAAACCCCAUUUCUCUCUCUUAUCUACCUCAUUAAGAGGAUUACGUCAUUUAGGUUUCAAUAAAAGAGAGAGAGAAAUGGGGUUUAACGUCCACUCGACACAAACUAGGUCAUUUCGGGACUAACAUAUGGUUCAAUUUUAUUACAAUAAUUCGCUUGCGCAUAGGGGUCUUUAGCUGUAGGAGGAAACCAGAGGACCCGAAGAAAACCAGGUUUCAAUAAAAUGCCGAUAAACUGUUACACAGGGCUAUAUUAGUUAAGAGUUUAAUAAAGAGUUGGCCAUUCUUGUUAUAAUAAUUCAAAAAUAGAUGAUAAACUCUUACACAGAGUUAUAUUAAAGGGACAAUAACACUCUUGCUGGCUUGACAGCUCCAGAAAAUAAAUAAUAGCCUUAUUCUAAGUACUAGAUGUUUAAGUGUCCUACCUGUUGUGUAAAUUAUCCAUUACAUCCUAUUUUACUUGUCCAGAGGGUUCGAAAAUAUUUUUAAAUCCAAGUCACAUUUGAAAAGGCUUACGUUAGGCUUUUCAAAUCAUUUAGUUGAAUUUUUCCAAUUUUUUAAAUUAGGUGUGUUAAGAUGAAAUUUGUAUCAUCAAUUAAUUGGAAUACUGUAAAAUAGUACAAUUUGUUGACCAGAAUAAAGAUUGGGACAUAUUAUUCAGUUACAACAAGAGUGGUAUUGAGCCUUUAAGAAAACAAAAUCCAAUUAUCAAUGCAAGAUAAUCUCUCGACUUGAAUUCGAUCAGAUUUAAACUAGGCCCAUCAGGUUUCUCGUUACCAAUGUAUGAUGGGAGCGUCUUGUCAUAACUUAGUAUGUGCUGUAUGGAAUUGAAUCCUGUUUAGACUGACAUUCCUAUUAGAGAUUCCUAAAUGUUUACAAUAUUGUAGUUUGCAAGGGAUUAGGCCUUUAAUUAUAGACUUGUUUUAAAAAUUUAUAUAUGAAUUGUUAGUUGAUGAGCACAUUUUUGUUUUGUAAAAUAUUCUUUCCAUGCUUUUAUCAGUAUUUUUAUAUCAAAAUAAAUAAAAAUAUUUCUUUAAUAAAAGUUGUUCAU
Messenger RNA from Patella vulgata (common limpet), 9544 nucleotides. RefSeq names its product phosphatidylinositol 4,5-bisphosphate 3-kinase catalytic subunit beta isoform. Lineage: Eukaryota; Metazoa; Mollusca; Gastropoda; Patellidae. The record is from RefSeq and is a predicted model, not a curated record. Gene Ontology annotation, molecular function: 1-phosphatidylinositol-4-phosphate 3-kinase activity; 1-phosphatidylinositol-3-kinase activity. Gene Ontology annotation, biological process: phosphatidylinositol-3-phosphate biosynthetic process; phosphatidylinositol 3-kinase/protein kinase B signal transduction; phosphatidylinositol-mediated signaling. Gene Ontology annotation, cellular component: cytoplasm; plasma membrane; phosphatidylinositol 3-kinase complex. The transcript has 23 exons. The coding region runs from base 150 to 3254 and encodes 1034 amino acids.